This is a messenger RNA of Gossypium arboreum, 570 nucleotides long. RefSeq lists its product as uncharacterized. Bases 1 to 570 code for a protein of 189 amino acids. The record is from RefSeq and is a predicted model, not a curated record. Lineage: Eukaryota; Viridiplantae; Streptophyta; Magnoliopsida; Malvales; Malvaceae. The transcript has a single exon.
AUGGUGCACACAAGGAGUCGCGCCGCCGCUGAGCCGUCCUUCACAGUCAACCCCCACCAUCACCGCUUCUCUACUCCCCAAACCAUCGAUUUAACUGACGGGGCAUCGUCUUUUUCAUCUUCUCCACCACGUGACCUUUCCCUAUCACCGCCGAACGAUGAUCCCUUGGUCUCCUCUCCCUCUUCGUCGCACUACUCAUCCUCUCCCUCCCUACCGCAAACAACAACCACAUCUCCCCCUUUUCCUUCUCCACUUCACGUACCACAGUCGCACGGCUCAUCCUCAUCACCCUCUCCUCUGGCCGAACAACACGAUUCCCCCUCUCCGUCGCCUUCUCAUAUAAAUACCGAACAACCUAUUCUCUGCCUUCCACCACUGUCGGCCCUACCCCUUGUGGCACACAACGAGACGCCACCACCAGGUUCGACACCCAAACCGUCGCGCUACCAGCGUUGUCGUAGGACCACACGGCUUUCAGCCCAACCAACGGCCUCAAACGACGGUGCUUCCUCUAAUACAAUGGUCGACACAACCGAACAACCCAUGUCACCCGAUCCCCCACGACGAUAG